UGUCUACCUGUCAUGUAUCUGUUGAAGUGGACUCUAAUCCAAGGAUGGGGAAAUUUUGGCUCUUCAGAUGUUGUUGGACUACAACUCCCAUCAUUCUCAAUCAAUGGCUUUGCUGGCUGGGGUUGAUGUGAGUUGCAGCCACAGGUUCCCCAUUCCUGGCUUGUGACAUCAAAUCACUAUUAUUCCUUUAUUCAGAAUAUUUCUAGCCCACCUUUCUGGGCACAUUGCGUCUAGUCUUUAUAAAAUACCACAAGACUUCCUGUGCUUUGUUUUGUUUUUACCUGUCAUGAACUGGUUGAAGCUAAAGGGGCCUACUGUGAGGGAAAGGCCUUUUUGGGUGUGGUCUUUAUUAUAUUUAACAAAAUACAUUGUUUAAACAACAGCAGUGAAAAGAAAAAUGUACAUGCUGUAAAACAAGGAGAAAAUCUUGACAACAUCACAGUAGAUUCAGUCCAGCUGGGAAAGACACACCCAUUUGCAUUAACUAAGAGUGAGUUGCUUAUGUAGCUAAUCAGCAGACUCUAUAAUUCCAAAAGCAAGGUGGUGCAAGGCACAUACACCUACAGAUGGUAGUGUUAGAUGCAGGUCUCUACAGCUGCCUGGAUGACGAUGGAGAUGUGGCAGCUGAACUUUUCCCUUGCCUUGAACGCAGCAUUGUGGAUGGCGGAUGUGCUCAUUCUAUGCAGUUCAGUGAUGGGUUUGACCUUGACAUGGAAACAACGCCCCCGGACCCGCCUUGGGAUCUGCUGCAAGACUCUCUCUUCCCAGAACUCCAGGUGAAGUCAGAGCCGGUCUCCCCUGCUUCAUCUCAUUGCUCUGAUUCGUCGGCGGUGUCGUCUUCUUCUUCCUCCUCUUCCUCAUCAUGUGAUCUCCCAGGGCAGGCCGCUGGGCCAGAUUAUGUGAUGGGAGUGAAGACUGAGCACCCUCCAACCCCUCCGUGCAUGUUUGGAGAUGUUCUUUCACCCCCCUUUGGCACUGUGCACAUCAGCAUAGUCCCGGCUCCUGAAACAGGGAAACCAGCAACUCCUAACAAAGCUGAGAACAUUCUUAGUCGGAAGCCCCUCAUUCAGCCAAAGCCAGUUGUGGUGACCACUGUCCCAGUGCAGCCAACGGCCCCUUCCAGUCAGACCAUCUUAUUGCAGCCUGUACCUGUCACCCAGUCACAGACUAUCAACCCAGGAAUUUCAGUUCCAGCACAGGGUGUUGUGAUUUCCCAGUCUGAACUGCUGCAUCUCCCUGUGUCGGGGCUGAUCAAAGUUCAGUCCCCUGUGAAGGAAAGUCUUCCAGCCAAACCAUCUCCCUCUCCCCCCAAACCGGAAGCCAAAACUAUUGUCCCUGCACCAACGCAAAUAGGACCCUGCAACCAAGAGAUUGAUAUCAAGGUACUUAAACGGCAGCAGCGAAUGAUUAAGAACCGUGAGUCAGCCUGCCAAUCACGGCGAAAAAAGAAGGAAUAUCUGCAAGGGUUGGAGUCCCAGCUGCGGGAGGCCCUGACAGAGAACGAGCGACUGCGGCGAGAGAAUGUUCUCCUCCGCCGUCGAUUGGAUUGUGUCCUGAACGAGAACCGUGAGCUGAAAUUUUGCUCUGGGAACCGCAAAGUUGUCUGUGUCAUGGUUGUGCUGCUUUUCAUAGCCUUCAACUUUGGGCCUGUCAGCAUCAGUGAGCAUAAGGUGGCUGACGGGGACCUGCCCAAGCAGGACAUGGAGUCUGGCCCAGGUCGGAGGCACCUUCUAGGCAUAGCAGAGGAGGCUCAUGACAUUCCAGAGGAGGAGCAGGAGGAACAGCAAGAGGAGGCCCCAGCCAGGGCGGGAAAGGCACAAUUCCGGAACCUGUCGGCUCCCUUCUCUGACAUGAAGGACCUGAUGCUGAGGGACUUGGACAAGUUGUUCCUCGCUUCAGAUUGCCGCCAGUUCAAUCGUACUGAAUCUCUCAGGCUGGCCGACGAGCUGAGCGGCUGGGUCCGCCGACAUCAGAUCAACCGGAGGAAACCCUCACAGUCUCGCAAAACAGCACCAGCCAGCCAGGACAAACUGCAGAAGAAGCCUCCCAGCCCCUCCCACUAUGUGCCUGCCAGUCCCCCCAGGCACCCUGAGAGGGAUUCCCUGAGUCAGCUGCAGGUGUAUCGGCACACCGACCGCACCGAAUACGACUUUAUGGAUGCAAUAGAUCGGCGCGAGGAUACCUUCUACGUGGUGUCCUUCCGCAGGGAUCACUUACUGCUGCCUGCCAUCAGCCACAACAAAACAUCUCGCCCUAAAAUGUCACUGGUGAUGCCAGCCAUGGCCCUCAAUGAGAGUCUGUACAAUUCCUCCCUGGGCUACGAGGUGAUGAUGCAGAUAGACUGUGAGGUGAUGGACACCCGCGUCAUCCACAUCAAGAGCUCCACGGUGCCCCCCUUCCUGAAGCGGCAAGACCCCAUCCGUGACAACCGCACCCACCCUUCUCCAGCCUUUUCCGGGAGAGCGACGACCCGUGCAGCUCUGCGGUCCCACCGGCCCACUUUGACCUCGGGCAGGCGGCACCCACAUCGCACCCUGUACCUCGGGGAGCACGGAGGAGGCUAGCCUGACCCUCUGGAAGGGUAUAAAGAAAGCCCCAACUACACUGGGGAAGAGGACACAGUCCUGGCAACGGUGCUACUCCCACCAGGGAAGCGGACAUCCCCCCUUAGUGGAACCCUGCCUGUGUUGAGGAAUGGACAAUACCACUUCUGCUAGCUGGUACCCACUCUGUGGAGUGGCUGGGCCGUACCUCCUCAGAGAUGUUCCUCUUCUUGGGAGGGUCCUUAUCUAAUAUUGCUGCUGCUUCCAGGAUGGGUCAGUAGGGAUUUCUUCCUGCGUCUAGGGGUGCUGGGUCGUGCCCAUGGCCACCUUUCCCCCCUUGCAGCCAGAUCUCUAUGCCUCAGCAUGGCCCUGAUGAGACUUUCUGUGUGUCUCUGCUGCUCCCUAGCGGCUGAGACGAUGAAAUCUGUGCAUUUGUAAAUGAGGGAGAGUGAGAAGGGGUGCCUUUAAACUGCUGUCUGCAAUUGUACGUGUGUGUGUAUGAGAGAGGGAAAGGGAAAUCUACGAAGUGGAGAGAGUGAAUGUGUAUAUAUGUAUAUGGGUGGAUGUACUCCUCUCCCAGUUACUCUGAUGGAACUUAGACCUGCCCCUUUGGAUCCUCCUUGUCUCCCCCCCCCCCCCCCGGCAAAAUUGUGUUUUUUAAAAAAUGAACAAUAGCUACAAAUAAACAUAAUGUGUGACCUGACCUUUUUCUCUUUGUUUUUCGUUCUGGUUUGGAACCACUAUUAUACAGACAACUCAUAAGAGCCCAACAGGAGAGCUGGACCCAAAUAAAAAAACUUUGCAUGCUAUUGCUAGUAACUGAUGCUGAGGUAGUUCUAUUAUAAAAGAAACAACCCGAACACAGCAUGAACCAGAGAGGUUAGAGCAAUAUUGUGCUUGGUUAAGCCAGUUUUGUCUUCAGUUGCAAAAUACCACCAUCCCUCUGAGGAAAAGCUGAGUGAUUUUAUAUCAAACCUACCUCUGCUUUUUAUUACUGUUGUUUCAAAUCUCAAUAUUUGUGAAGCUGCAAUUGUGUGGCAGCGCCUGUUCUCUGGAACUCCCUGCCUAUUGAUAGUAGGCAAGCUCCUUUGCUGACUUGUUUUCACUGCCAAUUAAAGCUUUUUUCAUUUAGGCAAGCCUGUCCAGACAUGUAAUUUUGUUAAGUAUAUUUGUGUUGAAGCUACUGAUUUUCAUCUGUAUUUUCAUAAUGUUAUGUCUGCUGUCGUUUUGAAGUCUGUUGAUUUUUAUCUGUAUUUUCUUAUGAAUAUUUUC
Molecule: messenger RNA, 3815 nt
Organism: Rhineura floridana
Lineage: Eukaryota; Metazoa; Chordata; Lepidosauria; Squamata; Rhineuridae
Gene: ATF6B
Product: activating transcription factor 6 beta
Exons: 16
Coding region: 567-2564 (665 amino acids)
Biological process (GO): endoplasmic reticulum unfolded protein response; regulation of transcription by RNA polymerase II
Cellular component (GO): nucleus
Molecular function (GO): RNA polymerase II cis-regulatory region sequence-specific DNA binding; DNA-binding transcription factor activity, RNA polymerase II-specific
Source: RefSeq, a predicted model, not a curated record